AUGAUCAGCUUGAAGAAACUCAUCGCCCUCGCGAGGAGGUGGAAAAAGAUGGCUGGCAUUGGAAGGAGAACCAUAUCGCUCCCGAGGAUCAAUGGCAAGCUAGCAAGGGCAGGCCAUUUCGUUAUCUACUCGGAUAAGAGACGUUUCGUUGUUCGUUUGGCAUAUCUCUAUACCAACAUUUUCAGAGAGCUUUUAAGAUUGUCCAAGGAAGAGUUCGGACUGCCGAGGGAUGGCCCGAUAACUUUGCCAUGCUAUGCAGCAGUCUUGGAGUACGUCAUCUCGUUAAUUCAAAGACAUGUCUCUGAAAAGCUGGAGCAGGCAUUAAAAAACUCUAGGAAGAAGCUAGUCGUAGCCCUUUUUGGCUGA
This is a messenger RNA of Theobroma cacao (cacao), 366 nucleotides long. NCBI's taxonomy places the organism in Eukaryota, Viridiplantae, Streptophyta, Magnoliopsida, Malvales, Malvaceae. The record is from RefSeq and is a predicted model, not a curated record.